AUGGCUUCUGAUCCGAGCCCUCUCCAGGACUUCUGCGUCGCCGAGAACAGCUCACAUGUUCUAGUUAAUGGAUUUGUCUGUAAAGACCCAAAGGAUGUGAAGGCCGAAGACUUGUUCUUGGCGGCCAAACUCGACAUGCCGAGAGACACAAAGGCGAACAAAGUUGGGUCCAAUGUCACUUUGAUCAAUGUAAUGCGGAUUCCUGGCCUCAACACAUUGGGCAUCUCCCUUGCGCGCAUCGACUAUGCACCUCUAGGCGAGAACCCACCGCACACUCACCCGCGUGCCACUGAGAUCCUCACCGUGCUUGAAGGGACCCUUUAUGUCGGCUUUGUCACAUCCAACCCAGACAACAAGUUCUUGUCGAAGGUGCUUAACAAGGGUGACGUGUUUGUAUUCCCAGAAGAAUCACCUUCUCUUUCUGCUGCUAUAAAUAUAUAG
Aegilops tauschii subsp. strangulata is the source of this 441-nucleotide messenger RNA. The record is from RefSeq and is a predicted model, not a curated record. NCBI's taxonomy places the organism in Eukaryota, Viridiplantae, Streptophyta, Magnoliopsida, Poales, Poaceae.